CCUGGGGAAGGUGUUCAGCUUUGUGCAUCUGAGCUUUCAGGAGUUUCUCGCUGCUUUAUAUGCUAUUCUUUCCUUUUCUCAACAGAAAUCAGGUCUCUUCAGUAUGUUUAAGUCAUCUAUGAUUGAUUUCCUGAAGAGUGAAGUGGACAAAUCUUUACAGAGUGAGAACGGACACCUGGACCUUUUCCUUCGAUUCCUUCUGGGCUCUCACUGAAGUCCAAUCAGACAAUCUUACUAGACCUACUGAGACAGAGAGGAAGCAGCUCUGACAGCAAACAGGAAAUAGUUAAGUACAUUAAGAUGAAGAUCAGGGAGAAUCCUCUCCAGAGAAAUCCAUCAAUCUGUUCCACUGUCUGAAUGAACUCGAUGAUCAUUCUCUAGUGCAGGAAGUACAAACAUACGUGAACAGAAGAGAUAUCAAUCGUCUCUCUGGAGUCCGUCUCUCUCCUGCUCAGUGGUCAGCUCUGGUGUUUGUGUUGCUGAACUCAGAAGAGGAGCUGGAUCAGUUUAAUCUGAGGAAAUAUGAUCCAUCAUAUGAAUGUCUUCUGAGGCUGCUGCCGGUGAUCAAAGCAUCCAGAAAAGCUGAUUUGAUGGGCUGCGAUCUGACAGACCAAAGUUGUUCAGCACUGGCCUCAGUCCUCAGCUCAAACUCCUCAAGUCUGAGAGAGCUGGAUCUGAGUAAUAAUGACCUGCAGGAUUCAGGAGUGAAGCUGCUCUCUGAUGCACUAAAUAGUCCUCACUGUACACUGGAAAUACUGAGAUUUGCAGCUUGUAGAUUCACUGAUCAGUGCUGUGAAAGUUUGUCUUCAGUUCUACAAUCAUCAAAAUCCCUUAGAGAGCUGGACAUGAGUAACAAUGAUCUGCAGGAUUCAGGAGUGAAGCUGCUCUCUGAUGCACUGAAGAGUCCUCACUGUACACUGGAAAUACUGAGAUUAUCUGGCUGUAUGGUGACAGAGGAAGGCUGUUGUUCUGUGGCAUCAGCUCUGAGAUCAAAUCUCUCACGCCUGAAAGAGCUGGAUCCUGAGCUACAAUCACCCAGGAGAAUCAGGAGUCAGGCUGCUCUCUGAAAGACUCAACGAUCCAAACUGCACACUGGACAAACUUAAUGUGGAUCAUGGAGGAGAGUUCAGGAUUACAGCAGGACCACGCAAAUGUAGGUCUACACA
This is a messenger RNA of Xyrauchen texanus (razorback sucker), 1166 nucleotides long. RefSeq names its product ribonuclease inhibitor-like. The record is from RefSeq and is a predicted model, not a curated record. Gene Ontology annotation, molecular function: protein binding. Bases 591 to 1067 code for a protein of 158 amino acids. Lineage: Eukaryota; Metazoa; Chordata; Actinopteri; Cypriniformes; Catostomidae. The transcript has 5 exons.